Messenger RNA from Dentiscutata erythropus, 347 nucleotides. The record is from the annotation of a GenBank genome assembly. NCBI's taxonomy places the organism in Eukaryota, Fungi, Glomeromycota, Glomeromycetes, Diversisporales, Gigasporaceae.
AUGGCUUUUGUUCAAGCUAGGAGCUUCGGUUCUGAAGAAUCAACUUCAAUUAGAUCAAAUAAUCAUGGGCGUGGUUAUGGUCGUCAUCGUGAUCAUCCAAGAAUAUAUAACACUAUUCCAGUUAGCCAACGAAAUAAGCAACAAAGUAAAGACAAACAUGGUAGAGGUCGUGGAAGAAGACAGAUAUUUUACCAAUGGUGGAAUGUUGAAGUUGAACUUACUCAGAACAUCUAUUUACAAUUAUUGGAAGAAGAAGAGAAUGAAAUUAAUGAAUUAGUAUAUGAUUUUACUGAUCUGAUGAUUGUACAAGAAAUAGAAGCCUAUAGAGAAACAAAUAAUAUGUAUAA